This is a messenger RNA of Sceloporus undulatus (fence lizard), 3762 nucleotides long. It is a transcript of the gene ACOT12, whose product is annotated as acyl-CoA thioesterase 12. Gene Ontology annotation, cellular component: extracellular exosome. Lineage: Eukaryota; Metazoa; Chordata; Lepidosauria; Squamata; Phrynosomatidae. The record is from RefSeq and is a predicted model, not a curated record. Bases 34 to 1071 code for a protein of 345 amino acids. Gene Ontology annotation, molecular function: acetyl-CoA hydrolase activity. The transcript has 13 exons.
GGAGGGAGAGAGGAGGAGAAGGAGGAGGCGGGCAUGGCGGGGGCGCAGGUGCACAUGAGCCAGGCCAUCUUCCCCGCCCACGCCGACCACCUGGGGCUCCUCAGCGCCGGGCAGCUGCUCAAGUGGAUCGACACCGCCGCCUGCCUGGCUGCUGAGAAACAUGCUGGCCUUCCCUGUGUGACAGCAUCAGUGGAUGACAUACAGUUUGAAGAAACUGCCAGAGUUGGACAAAUUAUUAGCCUUAAUGCAAAGGUAAAUCGGGCAUUCACUACCAGUAUGGAGGUUGGUGUAAAAGUUACAUUACAGGAUCCCCUUACUGAUGUUCAGAAACGAAUUAGUGUGGCAUUCUCUACGUAUGUGGCAAGACCACGCUGUGAUGAAAAGGUUGUCUUAAAACAAGUAAAACUUGUCACUGCACAAGAUUUCAUCGAGCACAAUCUGGCUGCUGAAAGAAGGAAGAUCCGGUUGGGUCAUGGAGAUGUACUUAACAAUCUUAUGGAAGAAUAUGGCAUAGAUGAUGGCCAAAUGUGCAAUCAAGAGGAAGAUGUAGUUUCCACAGAUCUUACUCAUGUGCAGAGCAUUGAACUUGUCUUGCCACCUCAUGCCAAUCAUCAAGGAAAUACAUUUGGUGGCCAAAUUAUGGCUUGGAUGGAGACAGUGGCUGCUAUUUCAGCAAGUCGCCUGUGUCAUAUGCAUCCAACUUUGAAAUCCGUAGAUAUGUUUAAAUUUCAUGGACCUUCAGCUGUUGGCGACCGGCUAGUUUUCAAUGCUAUAGUUAACAAUACUUUCGAAAAAAGUAUUGAGGUUGGCGUUCGUGUUGAAGCUUACAACUGUGAGGAAUGGGGGAAAGGUCAACCACGGCAUAUUAACAGUGCUUUUCUAAUUUUCAAUAUUUUAAACGAACAUGGAGAAUCUCUUAUUGUUCCCAGAGUGAGACCCUCAACAAAGGAUGGUUUAAGAAGAUACCAUGGAGCUAUUGCGCGUAAGAAAAUUAGAUUAACCAGGAAAUACCAUCUCUUGAAGAAGGAAGACAGUUGCAUCCCUGAAUUCUGGGAUGGAAGCAACAAAUGAUAUGCAAAGAUAAUUUGAUUGAGGACAAUGGCUGAGAUCCUGUUUUGGAGGAAUAGCUACUCUUCAUGUCAAUAUCCAACUGCCAAAGCCCACAAUAAAUGCCAGCCAGCUGUCCUGAGUAACAGAGUUCUGUGCUGCUAAGAAGCAGAGUGCUGCAGGACCAACCCCCUCCUGUCAGAGACCAAUGGUGUCUCUUACUUCAUCCAAGGUACCCAUCAUUUUGCUGAAAAUCUGGCUGGCCUAUUGAAAUCAACUGAAGAUACAGUUUUCCUAUAUAUUCAGUUCUUAGAAUCUGAGAGCAAAAAUAUGAACUGCAUUUAAGGCCACCUUGAGCCCUGCUUUUUUUUUGGGGGGGGAGAGAGUGAGACAUGAUUGGUUUAGUUAGAGGCACUUGAAAAUGACCAAUAGUCAUUCUAAUUUUUAUGACUAAAUGGGCAAGCAGAAUAAAGUUUACAAUCUUGCAAAUGAUCUACCAUUUAGUUUAUAAUCAAGAACUUUACAAUUGUUACAGCACAAUUAAACAAACAGUCCCCCUCCCACCCCUACUACCUAAGGAGUCAAGGGUAAAACCCAAGUUGAAAUGCUGAAGCAAAAACCUCAAUUUAGAGUCCCUCUUGCUGUGCACACACAUACACACACUGAAGGAGCCUCCAAGUUUUACCCUCAACUUAUCCACAGGUCAUGGCAAAAUCCAAAAUUUUGGCCCCAAAACUUGCCCUUGACUUAUACAUGAGGGCGACUGAUAGUUGAGUAUAUACUGUACUUUUUUGUAUCGUGACAGAAUAGUUUUUCUAAAAAGCACUUUAAUGCAAAUGUAUAUAUUACUCUGCUGUUCAGUCAUAUGUAUAUAGGAACAGAAUAUGGUCAGGUCUCAGUAAUGCAUUUAUUUCAUGCUUUUGAAAUUGCAUUGGUGGUCCUCUGUUGGGUAAAAGUUUCAGUAGCCAAAGAUGGCCAUCUUAAAAAUAAAUGUUUUGGGCCAGUAUUACUGUGAAGAUAUCACACACAAGCGGAAGAUAGAGUAAGAUCCUCUAGAUACAGAGGCUUGACAAGGACAUCUGAAGAACCAUCUGGCCCAACCUAUUUGGCCACUGGUAACAUGUUAGGUGGUAAGAUAAGGAAUGCCCUUACAUGUCAGCAUGGAUGUGUGUUCCUGACCACUUCUAAACAAGUCUUAAAGACCUAGUUAUUCUAAGCCAAGGGUGUAUGAAAGUGCAGAGACCCUUAUAAUCCCUCCCCUCAAAUUCAUGUAUUUUUGUUGGCAGGGCCUCCCAUGUGCUAUAGGAAGGUAGGCUGAGCAGGACCUUCUUCCAAAACUAAGGCCUUCCAGCCACUUCUCAGUUGGAAAAAAAAUCUCUUAUAGGACUGGCUGGCCCCUUUCUACAAGAUGACAAAAUUGCUCCUCACAACCCAUAGAGGUUUGGGGAAGGGCCUUUAUUAGAGCAAAAAUAUUUUUAAAAUUUACUACUAAAAAGGUGUGGGGAAUGUUGUUAGUCCCCAGACUAGGAUAGCUGCCCAUCUGUUCUAUGCUGCUUUUGAAAAUGUAAUACUGUUUCAGAUGUUAUGAUUUAGAUAUUUUAAAUUUUGUAUUAAUUGUUUCUUUUGUUAUUAAAACUUUGGCAAAAUGUGAAAAUGUAUUUAAAUAAACAGCCUUCAGCCCUCUGCAUAUUUAUAGUUAGCAGAACUAUGUAGAAUUAUGCCCAAUGCACUUACAGAGCAAUCCUACCUUGUACUACAAAGCACUCCAAUGUUACAGCAUCUGUGUAAUCCAAGGCCUUGCCGACAAAACGCUAACAAAAUAAAAAAGAGGAGCAGUAACUCCAUCUCCUUGGGCCAAAAACCAAACAAGUACGCUCCCUGUCGAUUUGGCAUAGUUUAGGAACUGUUUGACAGCAGGUCUGUGGGCUGGCCAAGCUCAGUGGCUCAGGCCUGCUGUGUCACCUUUCCCCUCUUUGAGUGCAAAAGACACAUGCUGCAGUUUCUGCAAGAACAAGAAGGGAGCAUCCAAGGCUAUUUCUUCACCCAGGACAACCUUCUAUAGAACUACAAACUUUGUGUGUAAAUCUGCAUAUUUAAAAAAAUAUACAGCCCUAUAUUUCAAUCUAUUCUGCAUUCUAAUUUUCCUAUAGUAUCUGACAGGCCAGGUCAGUGUACCUUCUAUUUUUAUUGCACCAAGAAUGUAAAAACGGUAGAAAACAAUAUGCUAGACAAUAUAAAUGUUGACAGAUGGACUUCAGUUCCUAGUCAGUGAUUCUGCUUAACUGCUAUUCUAAACAAAUACUCAUGUACUGUUACUGAACUCAUCUUUAGUUCCAUUCUGUUCUUUAAAAUAUUUCUGUGAAAACUGUUAUAGAUGCUAAAUUAAAGAGUAUCCUUGAAUAGAAUGAUGGUGUUAUUUAAUCCAAAAUAAAUUUUAAAAUAAUAGUUAUUUUAACAUUAUGAUUAUUAUUGUUUUCAUAAUGAACUAGUUUGAUAGAUCAUAGCAAGCAAGGCUCACUCUGGUUUUAAAGACUGGAAAAUGUAGGAAGAGGAAAUAUAGGAAGUUAAGAUCACUUUAAAAUCUUACAAGGUUCUUGUACAUCUCAGAACACAAAAUGCAUAUUAUAUUGUUGGUUUAAAAGUGUAUUUGUUCAUCCUCCAGGAAAAUCAGUACAUAAGUAUUUAAAUCUAAUAAAGUUCCACUUGAUAGCUUGU